Messenger RNA from Talpa occidentalis (Iberian mole), 2433 nucleotides. It is a transcript of the gene GLB1L3, whose product is annotated as galactosidase beta 1 like 3. The transcript has 20 exons. The record is from RefSeq and is a predicted model, not a curated record. Gene Ontology annotation, biological process: carbohydrate metabolic process. Gene Ontology annotation, cellular component: vacuole. The coding region runs from base 175 to 2169 and encodes 664 amino acids. Lineage: Eukaryota; Metazoa; Chordata; Mammalia; Eulipotyphla; Talpidae. Gene Ontology annotation, molecular function: beta-galactosidase activity.
GGCAGCUGGGACACCCCAGUGUGUGAGUGGCUCUGUCCCCUGCCUCCCAACACGGUCACCCGGUUGUGUUGGUGGCUCACAGGUGGCCCCUGCCCCCACGUCCUGCUGGGGCAAAUCCAGGGCUGUGGAGAAGCGGCCAGAGUGGCACGGGAUCUGCGUCUCUGCCUUGCGGCGAUGGCCUUGUCGCUGCCCUUCAGCCCAAGUCUCUCCUGGAAAAGAAUCAUGUGCAUGUUUUUCCUGCCAUUUAUCUUAUCCAGUUUUGGUCCCCGGGCAAAAUAUAAAGGGAAUCGUAUACAUAAAGGAGUGAAGCCAUCCCAGAUCAGUCCCCCUCCUAUUCCCAGGUUUAAUUACUGUCAACUGACCCCUCUGGAGCUGAAGGACCGAUAUCUGGGACUCCAGACUGAAAGCAGAGAUGGGAGUAAGCCACACUUCACCCUGGAGGGUCAAAAGUUCCUGAUCUUCGGGGGCUCCAUCCACUAUUUCCGGGUGCCCAGGGAGUACUGGCGGGACCGCCUGCUGAAGUUGCAAGCCUGUGGCUUCAAUACUGUCACCACCUAUGUCCCGUGGAACCUCCAUGAGCCAGAAAGAGGAAAAUUUGACUUCUCUGGGAACCUGGACCUGGAGGCCUUUAUCCUGAUGGCUGCAGAGAUUGGAUUGUGGGUGAUUCUGCGUCCGGGCCCCUACAUCUGCAGUGAGAUCGACCUCGGGGGCCUGCCCAGCUGGUUACUGCGGGACCCCAAGGUGAUACUGAGAACAACUGAAAAGGGCUUUGUGGAGGCAGUUGAUAAGUAUUUCAAUCACCUGAUCCCCAGAGUGGUCCCUCUCCAGUACCACAGGGGCGGCCCCAUCAUUGCCGUGCAGGUAGAGAAUGAAUACGGUUCUUUUGGGAAGGAUGAAGAGUACAUGCCUUAUCUUCAAAAGGCCAUGCUCAAGAGAGGGAUUGUGGAGAUGCUCUUGACCUCAGACAAUGAAAAAGAAUUGCAAAAAGGCUCCAUCAAAGGAGUGCUGGCCACCAUCAAUAUGAACACGUUACAUAAGAAUGUGUUCAAGCAGCUUCAUAAGCUUCAGCCAAAUAAGCCCAUUUUGAUUAUGGAAUACUGGGUUGGCUGGUUCGACACAUGGGGGUAUGCACACAUGAGUACAAGUGCUAAAGAUGUUGAAAACACUGUGUCUGAGUUUAUCAACUUAGAGAUCUCCUUCAAUGCGUAUAUGUUCCAUGGUGGAACCAACUUCGGUUUCAUAAACGGGGCCACAAAUUAUGGGAUGCACAAAGGUGUUACCACUAGCUAUGACUAUGAUGCUGUGCUGACAGAGGCUGGGGAUUAUACUGAAAAGUAUUUCAAGCUUCGGAAACUCUUUGGAGCUAGCUUAGCAGCCCCCUUGCCUCCCUUACCUCAGUCUACUCUCAAGACUCAGUAUCCCGUUGUGAAACCAUCCCUCUACUUGCCACUGUGGGAUGUGCUUCAGUACUUAAGUGAGCCAGUGAUAUCGAAUAGACCAAUGAACAUGGAGAAUCUUCCGAUAAACAAUGGAAAUGGUCAGUCCUAUGGAUUCAUACUUUAUGAGACUCACAUUUGCUCUGGAGGUCAGCUUCAUGCUGAGGUUCACGAUUUAGCACAGGUGUUUGUGAAUGAAACCUUGAUAGGAUUUAUGGAUGCUACUAUAAAGAAAUUGCACAUUCCUAAAAUCAAGGAAUGUCAACUUCUAAGGAUCCUGGUGGAAAAUCAAGGACGAAUCAAUUAUUCAUGGCAAAUGCAACAUGAACGGAAAGGAUUAAUUGGAUCUGUUGUCAUCAAUAGAGUUCUUCUGAAAGAUUUCACUAUCUAUUCUCUGGAAAUGAAAACAAGCUUCUUUGAGAGGCUCCGCACUGCUGCCUGGAGGCCUGUCCCACAACAAUAUGUGGGCCCUGCUUUCUACCUUGGAAUCUUGAAGACUGGCUCUUCUCCCAUGGACACCUUCCUGAGUCUACCAGACUGGAAAUUGGGAUCUGUGUUCAUCAAUGGACGUCACCUUGGGCGAUACUGGAAUAUUGGACCUCAGGAAACACUUUACCUCCCUGGUGUUUGGCUUCAUCCAGAAGACAAUGAGAUCAUCCUGUUUGAGGAAAUGAUGAGUGGUUCAGACAUCCACACUACACCCAAACCCAAGCUUUUCAGCACUAUGCCUUAACACAUAUCUUGGAUUGUUGUAGUUCAUCUACAAGCAGUUUCUCCAGAGGAAGAUUUAUGCCAAGAAUAUAAAACAUAGGGCUACCUACAAUAGCAAAAAAUGUGAAAAUAACCUAAUAAAACAAUAAGAAUUAAUGACUAUAAUAACAUAUCCAUCUGAUGGCUAUUUUUAGACUUGAAAAAAACUUCAAAAUCAUUAAUGACUGACCUACAUAGUUAAAUGCUUAAUCCUUAAUAGAUUCUUAAUCUCUGAUCAAAUGUGCCU